AUGGUCUUUGGCUUUGUAGAUCCAGACAGCGCAGAGGACGGAAGUCAUGGCGAUCCCAACGGAGAAGCUGCUCGGACGAAUAUUAUGUCUAUUACGAAUUACCCCCACAACCUUUGGCGGCAAAGAAGGCAACCGAGGCAACAGGUUGGUCGACUCAUGGAUACUCUAUUCGAUGUAAAACCAGGCGCGUAUCGACACAGAAGCCGUGCGGGUAAAGGUCUUCAGGGUCAUGGCAAUCCCUGCCAAUCCACUAAAGUCACCAAAGACGCGGUUCCAGUCGGAGCGCUGAGUAUGACAGGGGUAGAGAUCGCCGCGGGCAAACGUGUCUCAUGUCCAGAGCGAAAGUGCUCCCACUUCUCACUUCUCUAG
Molecule: messenger RNA, 369 nt
Organism: Blastomyces dermatitidis ER-3
Lineage: Eukaryota; Fungi; Ascomycota; Eurotiomycetes; Onygenales; Ajellomycetaceae
Exons: 3
Coding region: 1-369 (122 amino acids)
Source: RefSeq, a predicted model, not a curated record